This is a messenger RNA of Suillus bovinus, 669 nucleotides long. RefSeq lists its product as uncharacterized. The record is from RefSeq and is a predicted model, not a curated record. The coding region runs from base 1 to 669 and encodes 222 amino acids. NCBI's taxonomy places the organism in Eukaryota, Fungi, Basidiomycota, Agaricomycetes, Boletales, Suillaceae. Gene Ontology annotation, molecular function: protein dimerization activity. The transcript has 3 exons.
AUGACUCACUGCGAUUUAACCUCCUCCUCUGUCGAUCAAGCACACUAUAAGUCCUCGUGGUCUCCAAAUCCAGAGGUUUUUGACAUGAGCCACCACGAUACCACAGAGCGUGCAUACAAGCAGAACAAGUCCACGCAGCAAAAGCAAUACAGAGACAGGGAGAUCGACGGCUUUGCCGACCUUCGUGAAGCCAUUCGCGAAUCGACAGAUGAUCAGGAACCCCCCAGGACAAAGUACGAGAUAUUAUCAAAAGCUUCACGACACAUCAGGCAGCUUGACCUGAUGAACAAGAUGCUGCAGCAGCAACUUCACAUGCUGAAAUCAUCUCGAAUAAACGACAAGGGCUGCAUGGUGGCACAAACGCAGGCACCUGCUACAUCCUUGCAGUGGAAUGGUGAUGUCAAGUCGGUUGGCACGUACCGGGCAACACAAACACAAAUCGUAUCGCAAAGCUCGCCAUACGAUUUUUACAUCGGUAUGGGCUCAGGGAUGUGCGAUACUGCUAUGCUGGAGAGUGCGCCGCGGCGGGACCAGACGAGCACCGUCCUACAAUCUAUUGAUGACUUGAACCAGAUUGACCAGUACUAUACUCCGUCCUUUGGACACUGCUUGAACCAGCCUGAGUCUCGCAUCUCCUACAAUAAAAGUUCAUACUAUAAACAGAAUUAA